AAAGCGCAUGAAAGGAUACCAGUGUUCUUCCUCAUUGGUUUUUUUUACCUGCAAACUGUUCCAUUUCCUGCCUGAGAAUAGGCAGUUUUUACACCUGAAUUUACAUUUUAUUUGAGCUGACAGACCUGAAACGGAAGAAGAGAAGAUGCAGGAGAUGUCUGGAGGAUCCUACUCUCCCGUUUGAACCGUUUCAGUGAAUCUGAUGAGUGGAAUACGCAUGUAGCAAGAAAAACAGUUUGAAAAACACUAAAACUGCUUGACAGAAUCAAGGCCUGGAUAAGCACAACUUCUGUUCCUACUUCAUCAAUUUACCUGCUGUUGCAUGGUGUAAAAUUGUUUUACAGUACCCAAACCUGAUAACAUAUAUCAGUUGUUUGAGCCUUCAUUUUUUUAUGUACUUGUGUUGAACAAACCCCUUGGUUUGAAAUACUGCACAAGAAUCGUUUGUGCUUAUUGAGAAAUAAAGUAAGCAAAGUUUGCUGUGGGAUUUACAUGUACAAACUACACCGCCUCUGCAUGUAGUGUCAAAUUAACGUAACGGCAAGCCAAGAUGGGCGAACGUGUGACCUACCAGGCGGUGUACGACUUCGAGAAGGCGGCCGCCCAGGACGUCGAGAUGAGAGUUGGGGAUAUUAUGAGUGUGGUCAACCCCACCAAGAUGCCCUACUUCCAGGGGACACGAGAGGAACCCACGGGGUGGUUGGAAGGCAUCAACGAACGCACGAAGGAAAGGGGCAGCUUUCCUGGCACUUUUGUCAAGUACAGGGACUCGAGGCAUCCCCCUGGUUUGAAUUAUCUGCCAGCUCAGCCCACGCGAGAAGACGUCAGGACUUCGCCUCAAACAAGUCCCCUUCCCCGGAAUAUAAGGCAACAGCAGGAACCGGUUCACCAAAGUGUGUCCCACCGCCCCCCAUCGUCCUCUGUGACUGGUCCGCCCCCUCCCCCUCGUAACAAACGAUUAUCGCGAGGAGGGCAACGGUUUCAAAUGCAAGCCCAGUCAUACAUGACCUUCGCUGGUACAGGUACCUCUGAAGGUCAUGAGCUCUCUGGGAAAGGUCUCGUAACACCCAUGUUGUGCCAGCAUUGUAACGAUUAUGUAUGGGGCUCCGGAAACAUCGCGUUGCAGUGCCUAAACUGCAACUACGUGUAUCACACGAUGUGUGGGCCAUACGCCGCAAACGUGGAAUGCGAUCAGCUAAGUGGCGGCUAUAUACAAACAACGAGGGAUAUGCCCGUCUCAAAAUGGUCGGUGGAGGAUGUCUUGAACUGGAUGGCCGUCACGUAUCUGUAUCGUUACGCCGAUCUCUUCAAGAAACAUCAGAUAGACGGACAGCAGCUGGUGAAAAUCGAUCAAGAAACGCUGGAUGCAAUUGGAAUCAAAGACGAUUUCAACCAGCAGUGUAUCCUUUACACAAAGAAUGAGCUGGUACACGGAGACUCCAGGCAAAGGGGUUCGAGGCAGGAGCUGUCAUUGCAAGAAGCCGUGUACCCUGCUAAAAUGCACUCGCUACAAGAAGUCACGUUCUCGACGCUACAGUGGUGCGGCAAGUGCCUCAAAUUCAUGUACGGAUUGACGCAUCAAGGCUUACAGUGCAAAGCCUGUGAUCUGGUUUGCCAUCGAACCUGUGCAGCUACGGGAUUGCCCAAAUGUAACGGAAACCAAAGAAAAUCGAGUGUGGAAUACUUGUCAAUCAACGAGAGCGCCUUUGGCUCGGAUUUACGUGAGCAGUUCCCCCUAUCGCAACCAGCACCGACAAUAGUCAUCAAAUGCAUAGAAGCCAUCGAACAUCACGGUUUGGAGCUGCAGGGCUUGUAUCGUCUCCCCUGCUCCAUGGCCGAGAUUAACGAAGUCAAGAACCAGUUUGUGGCCAAUCCAGAAGCCGUUGACCUUUCCAGGGUCACCAACGUGCACUGCAUCACCGGCGUACUAAAGCGGUACCUGCGAGAGCUGCCCAAUCCGGUCAUAGAGUUUGAGAUGUACGACACCUUUAUGUCGGCAAAUCUUGAGCCGAAAGAAAGUUUGCGCAUCACCAACUUACGGGAAUGCGUGUCGCAGAUGGAGUGCCACCAUCACAGCACCCUGGCUUACAUCAUGGCGCACCUUUGUCGCAUCUGCCAGCUGACGGCGGCCAAUAACAUCCACGCUAAACACCUAGCUUCAGUCUUCUGUCACAUGCUAUUACGACCGCCCCACAAAAAGAUCAUGCAUGUGAUACAUAAUACAGAGGCUCAAAAGCGUCUACUAGCGACGUUAAUAGAAGAGGGGGAAUGGGGUGUGGAUGAUACUCGAAAUGAUGAUAGCCCACCAGAACCUCCACCUAGGCAACCAAGCAACGACUACGUGAAUGAACCGAGAACAGUGGAAGAAGCAGACUGGUAUUGGGGAGAUAUAUCUAAAGAGGACGUGAACGAGAAGAUGAAGGACAUGCCUGAUGGAACGUUCCUCGUCCGAGACGCUUCUAACAAACAAGAGACGGGUGACUACACGCUAACACUCAGGAAAGGUGGCAGUAACAAACUGAUCAAGAUCUGCCAUCGCAGCGGUCUGUACGGUUUCUCGGAACCGCUGCGUUUCGCGUCCGUGGUGGAACUGAUCAAACACUACCGGCACGUGCCGCUUGCUCAGUACAACGCUAAGCUGGAUAUCAAACUGACCAUUCCCAUCUCCAAGAAAGAUGCGUUUGUAGAAGACAUGCCGGAAAGCAACAUUGACAUUGUCAUCAACAAGCUGAAAGAUAAGAACAAGGAAUAUCUGGAGAAGACCAAACAAUAUGACGAGCUAUACGAAGAGUACAGUAAAUCGCUGCAGAGCAUCCAGCUACAGCGUCAAGCGCUCGAAGCCUUCAACGAAACCAUCAUCGUCUAUACUGAGCAACAAGAGCUCCACGAGCGCUACCACAAGGACUGCCUCCCCCAGGAAAGGGAACAGCUCAUGGAAAACUUCCGCUUGCUCCAGCAACGCCUCAGGGACAUCGUCUCCAGGCGCAAGGCCCUCGAGGAGGAGCUCAAAGCAGAGGUGGAUAAGAACCGGGAACGGGACCGGACUAUGAACAGCAUUAAACCUCUCAUUCUUGACCUGCGCAAGCUGCGGGACCAAUACGUCAUGUGGCUAGGAGCUAAAGGCGUCAAACAAGAAAAGAUCAAUGCAUGGCUCAGCAUGGAGAACUUACAAAAUGAGCAGAUGACAGAUUCAUCCUCCCUCCCACACCAUAACGAGAAUCUCUGGUUAACUCCAUCAGUAUCGAGAACAGAGGCUGAGAAGCUACUAUGGGGUAAGGCCAAGGGAACGUUCCUGGUUCGUAACAGCAGUCAUCCGGGCGACUGGGCAUGCUCUAUCGUUGCUAAAGAUCACGGCGAGGUUCGCCAUUGCAAGAUCAACCAUACUCAGACCGGCUACGGCUUUGCUGAGCCGUACAAUCUCUACAGUUCACUGAAGGAGCUAGUCCUAGCCUAUCAGCAAAAUCCGCUGACCCAACACAACGAAGAGCUGGACACGAAGCUAUCAUAUCCGGUCCACGGUCCCCAACCCACGGACGUCCCACGGUGAUGCUUAGAGGUCCAAGGGUAAAGGUUGUGAUUUUUAUUGAUGUGCAAGAAAAAUGUCGUGUAGUAUCUGCCUGUUGUUAUGUGUAAAGAUCUUAAAUUGGGGAUAGGAUGGAGUAUCGGAGAACAGUGGUAUAUUACUUAUUAGUGACCCAGAGAGGUGAACAAUAUGUUAAUAUUGUAUGGCAAUUUCUCCAAGCGUGAUUUCUGUCAGAUAUAAUGAAUGAAUUAGAUUAUUUCCAAAUGUAUUAAACUUUCUUUUUUAUUCGAAGGAGCAACAUAACCGGAACUUUUGGAAGAAUAUUACCAAAUGUCCCUAAAUAUUCUGCUACGUCUAAUGGGGGGAAAAAAAAACGGUUUUAAGUUGACAAUCAGCCUAGAGUCUUGUGCCCAGACCCAUUAUCAGUUACCUAACACUCUCCACAAUGGCUCUCCAGGUGCACUAGUCUUGAGGUCAAUGCACUAGGCAUACGCUGUAAUUCGAUAAAAGUGUUCAGUGCACAUGUCCUCUAUGAUACACAGUAGUUCUCUGAUUAGAGAAAAAAAAUUAUAUGGACGCUAGCUUCAGCAUACAGUUAUCGCAGUUGUGUUGCACAACAAUCAAGAAUAGAGCGCCCCCUGGAAUUAGCGCGCAGAGCAGAAUCGCAGAAUCCACCGGUUUUACUCUUCGACUGGUUUAUUUAACGUUGCAUAUCUCUAACUAUUGAGUUUUUGAAAGUCUUUCUUCGCCGUUUGGCACUUAUUAGCCACAUCUAUAAGCUUGGUUUAGAGAUGUAAAAUCAAUUUUGGGGGGAUAUUUAUGUGUAAAUGUUGAAGAUGUUGUCAGAAGUUAGCUCAGCGGAAAAGAAAGAAAAAACCUGGUAUUGAAUUUUUAUGAAAGAGUGCUUGGAUCAACAGUGGAAUGCCUUUGCAAAAAAAAAGACUUUAAAGGCAAUUUGUAAAUUGGAGUAUAUCUGAAGUUUUAACAGUUAAUACUCCUGCAAAAACUUUGCAUCAAUGGCCAAAUGUGUUUUCGUUUGAGGCAAAGUAAACCCCCUUUCAAAAACCUGGGGUUGGGGUAUAAUUAUGAGAUGGUGUUUACAGAAACGCAAUUUUUUUUUGAAAGUGGAGUGAUUGCAGCUUAAAAGCAGAUUGGAGCUUAGGAGACUUGGCCAGUUGAAAUUAAGGUCUUGUUUAUUCUUUAUUGUUUUGUGUUUUUUUUACAAAAUGCCUCAGAUUAUCACCGUGCAUUCCAUACUGAGCGUACAUGUACAUGUAAUUAAAAAAAAAGUUACGUAACAAAAAUUCCAGGUUUUGUUUUGUAACUAAAACCUCUUGGAUUGUAUAUAAAAGGGUAAAAUUGAUGAUAAUAAUAGUCGUAAAAGUGUAUAUUUUUCUUGUCUUGCUCUGCAAGCCUUUAUUGUUUUUUUUCGUAACCCCUGUCUUUGUUCCUGUCUGUAUAUUGCAAUUGUAGUUAGAAUUGUAAAAAGGUCUUCAAAAUGAAAUUUGGAAAAAUUACAAAAAGAAGGUGCUCUUGAUAACGUUAACAAAUACUUCAUAUUAUUCUAACGACCAAAAGUUGUGUAUUUAAACGAUCUGUUGGAGAAAAUUCAACAUUUGGUCCAGCUUAUGUAGAAAAUGUAGAGGGAAAUAAUAUUUGUACCCAGUUGAAAAAAAAAUUCUUUUUUUUCUAAAAAUCUAAAAAUGAAAUGGCAUAUAAUUUAAGGCUUACAAAAACCUUUACACUGGUUCCCCAAUAGUGGCUGUAGAAAGCUUUUCAAUUUGGCAGGGUACCAGUUUGCAAGUUUCUAAACAGAGACAAACCAUUCAAACUUGUAUUUGUACUUAGCUAUUUUUUUGUGAGUGACUGUUCACAACUUUAUUUUUGUAUUUUCCCCAAAAGAGGUUAUCUAAUAACCAGACUUUAGGAGUUUGUACGAACAGUGUACUUUUUUAAAGGGAUUUCUUUCAAACGUCCUAUGGGCGGGCCGUCACUGUUUUAUGGGGAAGCAUUUUAUUGUCAGGCCAGGGAACCAGACUAGCUGGCUUGCGCCCGUUCACGGAUGUGUAACCAAUUGCACAAAAAAAAUGGGGACUCAUUAAAUUUGGUAAAUUGGGGGCAGUAUUUGAUGUAAAAAAAGUCCACUUUUCUUGAAAAUGACAGCACACCAGGUGCCAUGAUUUCACAGGAUGCUUGAGAUUAUUAUCACUUGCAGUCCUGUCAGAUAUUUCUUAAUAUUUAUUCUUUUUUGAUGUUUGCAAAUGUCAUUUACAUGUAUUAUCUUUAAAACAAAAGAACAGAGUGUUUCCGUUCAGGAAAUUACAAAUUAACGCCAGCCUUGCUUUUCUAGGAAACCAAACAUUAAAAAAAAAAAAUUGAGAAAUUGCAACUAUCAGUUUUGGCAGUUGACCUCAACCGGGGAAGUUUGAACUGAACUGAAAUAUGCUAACCAGCAUUUUGCUAAGUACAUGUUUAUAGAGAUUUAAUCAGCAUUAACCGGUUACCAACCAAGAAGUGUAAUUCACAACGCCUGCAACUGGUACUCGGUUGAUCUUCAAAAAGCAAGUUGUUUUUUAAGCAGUAUUUUCUAUGUACAGAUUUCACGAUACUGCUGUUCGCACUAAUCACGUUGAGCUCUUUGUUCUUAAGCAGCAGCUCAUGUCAUUAGUUUGUCAAGCUUUUCGUGUAACCACGUUUUUUGUACUUUAUGGGGAUAAGCAUGCAAGCCCAACGUUUUAAUCAAUGUUCUGUCAUCAGAUACUCAGAAGACACAUUCUUCUAUGCAAUUAUUUUGUGCAUAGUGUAAUUUCGCAAUGGUUGUCUGAAAAUAUCUUUUCAGAAGUGGUUUAUUUUUGUGUGUAUAAAAAAACUGACUGUAUAAAAAAAAUGUUUGUGAUAUUUAAAGAUGAAGAUCACAUGCGCUAAUAAAAAGGUUUGUGAUAUGUAUAUAUUUUCCCCAGGGUCAGUGCGUGGUAAAAAGCUCGGAAAAGUCUUAGAUUGUCUAGGUGUUUGCAGGAGUGCGAGAAUUUUGUAGAAAAAAAUCAAAUGAAAAUGUAUGAUUACAAUGAAAUCAGAUAUGAAAUCAAAUCGAAUUAUACUCACAAAAGUUGUAAAGACUCAAACUGAAAAGAAUAUUUUGAGGAACUUUUCAAUUUUGAAAUAAGAAUCUUCAUUCAGAUGAAUAUCCAGUCAUCUGUGGAGUUUAGAUAUUUAAUUUAUUUUGAAUUCAGGUGAUUAAAAAAUAUGAAAUUUAAAUGAUCGAUUGAAAAACUUGAAGAUAAAAAUUGUUUUAGUUGCAUUAAAUUUAGUAUACUGGCAACUUGUCUAUUUAACUUCAUUGUUUGAAAUGGGCAAUUCCAUAAAUUUGGACGUACAUGUCAGACACUUUAAUGAGCUGCUGUUGGAAAAGUGAAUGUGAUACAUCACUAAUAAUGUGACAUCUAAUUAGUAGAAAACAGUUACUAAUCAAACUAAGGUACCACCACCUUAACGACCUUGUACAUCAUGUGGUCGGAUGCAUGCAGAGAAUUGGAUUUUACGGAAUUGCCCAGAUGUAAACUAUGAAUGGAAAGGGUUUUUAACCCGUCUUCUUUUCACUGACAAAAUAAAUCAGGCAAGAAGUUUCAUGCUUUAAAUUAUUACAAAUGUUAUUUAAAAAAUAAAAUCAGUCCUAACAAAGAAAUGCAAGAGAACCCCAAAAGUGUAAAAAAAAAAAUGAAAGUUUUACAAGUCGUUUCUGCCAGCAAUGGCCCGAAGUGUUAAAUUAAUAUGUAUAGUCAUAGUGCUUAAUAUUCUGAAUACAAACUAUACUUUACUAAUAAAAAAGUCCAUGAUUUCGUA
Molecule: messenger RNA, 7363 nt
Organism: Patiria miniata (bat star)
Lineage: Eukaryota; Metazoa; Echinodermata; Asteroidea; Valvatida; Asterinidae
Product: phosphatidylinositol 3-kinase regulatory subunit alpha-like
Exons: 21
Coding region: 551-3547 (998 amino acids)
Biological process (GO): signal transduction; regulation of GTPase activity
Molecular function (GO): GTPase activator activity; protein binding
Source: RefSeq, a predicted model, not a curated record